AUGCAACUUUUGCAGAUAUUGUUUGCCUUAGUCUCGAUAACCUCCGCAGCACUAGCCGGAGACAUAGGCGGAGGACACUUCGGAGGAGGAAGCCUAGGUAGUCAUGGAGGGGAAAGCCUAGGAUAUGCAGGGUACGGUGGGAGCUAUGGAGGAGGUUACGGAGGUGGUUACGGAGGUGGAUAUGGCAGCGGCUAUGGUGGCGGCGGUGUCAACGUACAAACAAUCACCCAACAAAUUCCGGUACCCGUUCCACAGCCUUAUCCAGUCACUGUCAACCGACCAGUGCCCGUUAGAGUUCCACAGCCUUAUCCUGUAGUGGUGAACAGGCCAGUCCAGGUACCAGUACCGCAGCCCUAUCCAGUUGAAGUUCCUAGACCGGUUCCAGUGACUGUCACGAGACCGGUUCCAUAUCCAGUACCCCAUCCGGUGCAAGUACCAGUGCAAGUUCCCGUUCAGGUACCAGUACCUCAGCCCUACCCAGUGACUAUACCCCAACCUUAUCCAGUAAGAGUGCCACAGACCGUGGUGGUACCAGUUCCACAACCAAUUAGUGCAGGCGGAGGAUUCGACGGAGGUGCCUAUGGAGGGGGAUCAUUUGGAGGAGGAUUAUAUGGGGGUGGAUUCAAAGGAGGUUUCGGAGGAUAUGCUCUCGGAGGAGGAGGAGGAGGUUAUGGGCUAGGUGGAGAUUAUGGCAAGGGUGGAUACAGCUACAGCAACGUGCAAGUUGGUGGGCACAACUACGGCAGCAGCUCCAAGCAUUAAGUAACACAGGAAAAAAUGCAUGAUACAUGAAGGGUGUCUCAACGAGAAGUUGCCAGUGGAAAUUCAUAGCAGAUGUCAAGUGCACACUGUUCCAUUUGGAAAUUCGAUAUUACACCAGUUAGUAAGAGUUAUUCAUCGAAACAACUCAACCCCAAAUUGAGCAUGUUAUAUUUUUCCUGGCCCUCUGGCACCUGGCAGCAUUCAUUGUAGAAGAAGCUUUCAAAAUUACCCGAAUUUCACUUGUCACAAUCAGUUUCAAAAUGAGUUAUCAUUGCUUCAAUACAUUGGAUGUAAUUGCUGCUUGACAAUAUUAGUUUUCAAAAAAUACCGCAAAGACAGCAAUUUCAAAUCGGCAACCCCUUGUCGUGACUUUCUUCAUGAAUAUUUCUUGAAAUAAUUUCUUCCAUUUUCUUUCUUUACUGUU
Phaedon cochleariae (mustard beetle) is the source of this 1186-nucleotide messenger RNA. Lineage: Eukaryota; Metazoa; Arthropoda; Insecta; Coleoptera; Chrysomelidae. The record is from the annotation of a GenBank genome assembly.